Messenger RNA from Rhododendron vialii, 3232 nucleotides. RefSeq lists its product as uncharacterized. The transcript has 14 exons. The coding region runs from base 82 to 1416 and encodes 444 amino acids. The record is from RefSeq and is a predicted model, not a curated record. NCBI's taxonomy places the organism in Eukaryota, Viridiplantae, Streptophyta, Magnoliopsida, Ericales, Ericaceae. Gene Ontology annotation, biological process: transmembrane transport. Gene Ontology annotation, molecular function: transmembrane transporter activity.
CACCCUUUACUUUGUCUGAGUCGACAUUACACUUGUAGGUUGUGAGAUUUUCUAGAGAGAGAGAGAGAGAGAGAGAGAGAGAUGGAAAAGAUCUCCGGGUUAGGCCAUCUUUUCAUGACAGUCUUCCUCUACAACUUCUCCAUAUUUAUGGUGAUUCCGGCCAUUACUGACGUCACCAUGUCUGCACUUUGCCCCGGAGAAGAUGAGUGCUCAUUAGCCAUAUACCUCACCGGAAUUCAACAAGCGAUAAUGGGAUUGGGAACGCUGGUGAUGAUGCCUCUGAUAGGGAAUCUGUCUGAUACUUAUGGGAGGAAAUCUAUGCUCACAGUCCCCAUGUGUCUCACCAUCAUCCCUCUAGCCAUAUUGGCGUGUAGUAGGGAAAAGAGCUACUUCUAUGCUUAUUUCGUGCUCAAGACUCUGAUUUCCAUGGUUUGUGAAGGAAGCGUCCACUGCCUUGCCCUUGCUUACGUUGCGGAUAAUGUACCGGAGAACCAACGGGCGUCCGUGUUUGGAAUCCUUUCGGGGAUCAGCUCCUCUGCAUUCGUCUGCGGAAACCUCUCCACUCGCUUCCUCUCCACUCCUUCCACCUUCCAAGUUUCUGCAUCAGUAGCGGCAAUAGCGACAGUAUACAUGAGAGUUUUGCUACCGGAGUCGAUGGCAGACGAAAUUCGGAGAAAUACUAAGGAAGAAGAAGUUAGCAUUAGCCUUUUGGAUGAAGAUAGAAACUCCAGAAAGAAUCAAGUCAGAGUGUUCAAAACAAUGCCUUCCUUUGAUGAUACUGUCUCCUUGCUUAGGAGCAGCUUGACAUUUUCACAGGCAGCUAUUGUUGCGUUCUUUACAAGUCUUGGUGACGUCGGCCUUCAUGCUGCAUUAUUGUACUAUUUAAAGGCGAAGUUUCACUUCAGCAAAGACCAGUUUGCUGAUUUAAUGGUGAUUAACGGGAUUUCAGGGACCGUUUCUCAGAUGGUUCUCAUGCCCAUUUUGGCCCCCACCAUAGGAGAGGAGAAGCUGCUUUCAAUGGGGCUCUUUUUCAACUGUACACAUAUUCUUCUUUACAGCAUUGCGUGGGCACCCUGGGUUCCUUACGCUUCUGCAAUGAUCUCUCUUCUAGCUGUAUUUGCACAUCCUUGUAUACGAAGCAUCGUGUCCAAGCAAGUUGGGCCUAGCGAGCAGGGGAAGGCUCAAGGCUGCAUUUCAGGCUUAUGUUCCUUUGCUAAUGCUGUUUCUCCAUUCGCUUUCAGUCCUUUAACAGCUUUAUUCCUGUCUGCAAAUGCACCAUUUCAUUUCCCAGGUUUCAGCAUUGCUUGUGCCGGAUUUGCUGUGAUGAUAGCAUUUGUUCAGAGCAUCAUGAUAAGAGCCGUUCAUCCUAUUUCGAGUUUCAAAGUCCGCAAUUACAGCUGCGUUGCAGAGCCUUAGCUUUAAUCGGGUAUGGAUUCUCAAAUUAGUAUCUUUAAUCAGGUUGAACUGGAGUACAUAACAACGAUAGAGAGCCAAAUGUAAGAACUCUUCAAGCUAAAGGGGGCCUUGAACAGAGUUUAGCACAUAGAAAUCUAUUAGUCAUAUGUUAUUGAGGCAAUCUCUUCUUGUCCUGAUGCAAUGGUUCCGAAAGUCCAAUAUGUAUCGCCAUAAAAGUUUGAUGAUUUUGAAUAAAAAUUGUGCUAUCAUUACUCUUCAUUUAGAUGUGAAUUCUUGCAUGAAAGUUGCUAACAUGAGUUGGAGGAAAAAUGGAACAACUCAGGUGUCGAAAACCUGCAGAGAGAGGGAAAUGACAGGGAACGGGAAACUAAAGAACUGAACAUAUGCGUUUGUAAAAUUCAGAUAAAACAUAAAGGUGAACCCCUUACAGUUAUGCUGGAAACCUUAGCGCUAAUGCGUCCGUUGUAGUGCCAAGUAUUCAACGACUCUGCUGUUCAACUAACGCAAAGACUUAAGAGGUAGCGGUUAGUGUUAAUCUUUCGUCAGCAGUGCAACAAGUUUCGUAGAGAUAUGAACGAAUAAUUUCACUAUGCCAGUGUCCUGAUAAGGCAACAUAUACCCCCCAUAAGAGUAAUAGAUUUCAGUGUUAACAAUCGAUCUGUCCAUCCUGUGAUUUCUGAUUUGAGUCAUAGGCUACCCCCCUAUCUUACAUGGAUCCUCCUAAAUGCAUAAUAUAUCCUUGUCGAACACUCAACUCUCGGAUAAGAGUGUGGGAUGUGGGAUCCAUGUCCAAGGGAUAUAUUUAGUCGGACAUACACUUCGCAAGCAUAUUCUAGAAUUCGAAUUUUGGCCAAUCCCCAGUCCUUGAGAUAUGUAAACUGAAUGAAGAGUAAACUUUGACACAUAGUGAAUGAAGCGGACGCUUAGACACAUACCCGAGCCCCUGAAGGAUAAACACCUCCCGAUGGAUAUAGUGACGAGAUACUUAUACAAAAAAAAUGGAUAUAGUGAUGAGAUUGCUUCAAAUUUGUCAACCAAGUGUUAUAUCCAACAAAUACAAUGUGACAUUCACGUCUCCAUAAAGAACUCCCGAACAUGGCAAAGAAAACCAGAUACAUUGAAGUGCUCAAGAAAGAAAAUGGCCGGAAAGCCAAAAAGGAAAGAAAUUAACAGAGAAAUAGGAUAAUCGGUUCAAACUUAUCGUAGUAAUACAAAGGGAAUACUGUACUACUACUACUACUACUCUAGUUAACGGUCACUUUCCCAAUCAUGCCAGCUCCCUGGUGAGGCGCACAGUAGAAACUGUAAGUACCUUUCUCAGUCAAGGUCACCGAGUAAGCCUCCCCAGGCCCGUUGAGAUAAUCCUCCUCACUCAUCGAUAUCUUUCCCACGUCCACGCCCGACGGGACCCCGUCCUCGUCGAACACCACGUUGUGCGGGAACCCCGCAUUGUUCUUGAACACGAUCUUCUCGCCGGAGGCCACCGAGAAGCUGCUGGGCUCGAAAACCAAGCCGCCGUCGGAGCUCCCGAGCAAGACGUCGAUGGCCAUCGCGUUCCCGGCAAGCGCUGCGCCGGCCACGGUGGCGACGACCGCCGCGCCGACUUGCUUGAGGGAAGCCUUGAUGCUGAACUUCGGGAACGAAGCCGCGGCCGGAACCUUGGCGGCGGUGGCGGUGAGUUUCGAAGAAGAUUUUAGGGUGGUGAGGGAUGGGAUGGUGAUAGCAGAGGAGGUAACAGUUGCCAUCGGAGAGGGUUUUUUGUACUUUGGAAAGGAAGAGUUCUGGAGCUGGGUGUGUUAUGUUUUGUGUUGAAAUC